AUGCCGCCGAAGCGCAAGUCCAAGGCCAAUCUGGCAGAGGUCGGAACCCCCAAGACGUCCGCUGCGCCUGCGCCAGGCGAUGAUGCCAUGGAAAUCGACACCCCUCAGGCCGCCGAGACGCCUCGAGCUGCUGAGACCCCUACAGUCACAAAGUCCAACCUGCCGACCACCUUGGAAGUGCUCAACGACCCCUGGACUGAAGACCAGAUAUCAUCACUGUUGAAGGCCAUCAUCAUAUGGAAGCCUACCGGUAUUCACAAGCAUUUCCGAAUGAUCGCUAUUUCCGAACACUUGCGAAACCACGGCAUCGACCCCGAUGCCGAGCCCCAUACCCGCAUUCCCGGAAUCAGGAAGAAACUGGCUGAGUUCUUUAACAUGGAAAAGAUAGACGAGCGGGACAAUGCAUUUGACUACCUUAAGGAGGACGGUGGAGACGAAGCGGCUGAAGACGUCUACAAAUCCUUUGACCUCCCUCCCGACGACUUCCACGACUUGAUGUGGGCACGUGCCAUGGCCGACCCCAACAAACCGGACGAGCAGAGCGAACAAAGCGACUCCGCCGCAGGGGUAAAAGGCACGGCGAAGAAAGCGGGCAGCAAGCGCAAGCGAGGCAAUACCAGUGCCGCCGACGGAUCGAGCGUUGCCGGUAGUAGCACCACCAAGACGCGACGAUCUAGCACGGUCGAUGACACCGAUCAGGAAACCCCUUUCCCCAGUAGCCCCGUGGGAAAGAGCGCGAGAGGUGCCAGAAGUCGAAAGCGCGCUGCUACGAAGGCUAAAGUCAAGGGUGACGCGGACUUGGACGAUGAAGAGGAUGAGGAAGAAGCCGAUGAUGACGAGGAGGAGGAAGAAGAUGAGGACAGCGAAGAUGAAGAGGAGGAGGAGAAAGAAGCUCCGGCUACCCGUGGCCGAGGAACUGCUGCUCGAGGUCGAGGCCGCGGGCGAGGUCGGGGCAAGGCUAGCCGGAAGAAGGCUUAA
This is a messenger RNA of Anthostomella pinea, 978 nucleotides long. The record is from the annotation of a GenBank genome assembly. NCBI's taxonomy places the organism in Eukaryota, Fungi, Ascomycota, Sordariomycetes, Xylariales, Xylariaceae.